CCUUCACUUGACUCGUCUUUCCUCCUCCAUCAUCCUCUCCCUCUCUCUCUCGCUCUCCCAUAAGAUCUUCUCCACGGAAUUCUCAUCUGCGGCUCGCCGAUCCUCCUCCUCUUCCCGGAAAUGGGUGGUUGUUUCUCUCAAGAAGUUAGCGACCCGUCGCGGACGGCCAAAGUGAUCUCGGCGAGCGGCGAGCUCCACGAGUACCACGUCCCCAUCUCCGUGUCCCAAGUCCUCCAUGCCGAAACCUACUCCUCCUCCUCUCCCUGCUUCAUCUGCAACUCCGACAGGUUGUACUACGAGGAGUUCAUACCCGCUCUCCGCGCCAACGACCUGCUCUCGCCCAACCAGAUCUACUUCGUCCUCCCCGAGUCCAAGCUCCAGCAGCGGGUCACGGCGUCGGACAUGGCGGCCCUCGCCGUCAAGGCCAGCGUUGCCCUCCAGAAGGUGGCGAAGCGAGGGGGCGGCCGCAGGCGGAGGAAGACCCAGAUCUCUCCCGUCUUGGAGGUGAACUUCGAUGGGGGAGCUCGCGGCGACGAUAGCAACACCCGAUACGGGAGCCAAGAGUUCGAGAUCAAGAAGAGCUUCGCCGUAGAUGUGAAGGCGGUCCGCGGGGCAAGCCUUUCGAGAUCCGGGUCCAUGAGGAAGGUGCAGAGAGGAUCUUCAAAGCGAAUGAAGCUCGCGGUGCGUUCGUUUAGGAUGAAGCUGAGCACGAUUUAUGAAGGCUCCGCGAUGUAGAAUAGUUUUCUGGAGGUGAUCGAGGGUUAUAAUGACUCCAUCCCCUUCGUGUUUUGCACGAUUUGGGUCCUUUUUUUGUUCAUAUUACUUUCCCUGUGUUAAACUGUCAAUUCUUGCUGAAGAAGAGAAAAAAGUGCAGAAGAAGCUAUGAGAGAAGACACGCUCUCCAUGUAAAGACAGAAGAACGGAUUGAGCGUGUGUUUCUUUGCUGGUUCGGAGCUUGAUGAUAAGUCAUGUUGAUCCCAAAAGUGUGUUCAGAUUAUCAGUUUUGUCUAUGAGUUCUUCAGUUUCC
Syzygium oleosum is the source of this 1027-nucleotide messenger RNA. RefSeq lists its product as uncharacterized. The record is from RefSeq and is a predicted model, not a curated record. The coding region runs from base 121 to 735 and encodes 204 amino acids. The transcript has a single exon. NCBI's taxonomy places the organism in Eukaryota, Viridiplantae, Streptophyta, Magnoliopsida, Myrtales, Myrtaceae.